Molecule: messenger RNA, 1143 nt
Organism: Mollisia scopiformis
Lineage: Eukaryota; Fungi; Ascomycota; Leotiomycetes; Helotiales; Mollisiaceae
Exons: 1
Coding region: 183-845 (220 amino acids)
Source: RefSeq, a predicted model, not a curated record
AGCAGUCAAGUCCCUUGCACCUUCCCAAUGCAAAUGGCAUCUCUGGAUAUCUUUGACAAUGCUACAUUAUCUUCCUUUCCAAACACAUCAUUCUUUGCAUCCAGACAAACCAUCGUUAUCAAAACAUAUUAAUAUCGCUCAUUCGAAGACAUCAAAAUAUCUCCACAAGGGUCACUUGCAACAUGGCCGACGACAGAGUACCACCAGAACGCCCCCAAACUCCUGCCCCGGAUCACCCAAGACGACGCGUUGUUCCUCGGAACAUUAGUCCAACACCUCGAAGCAUGCGACGGACUCGUGCCGGGAGAAAUCCAUAUCGCCUCCAAACCGCAAGUCCAGAAAACGAAAGCAAUGAAUCGGACGUCGAGGAGUAUUCGCCACCAGAAUCUAAGAGUCAGGAAGAGAGAACCCACCGAUCAAUGGUGCAAAUUUCGCACUCGUUUUUCGGUAGACGAUACAGCGAUGGAUCAACAGGCGAAGCAUUCAGACACAUUGCGCCCAGUGAAAGAGUGAGCCGCAGACACAAGCACCUGGUACCCAGAUCAGCAGGAGGUUCAGAGGAUCAGAGACUGUACAACCUUAUUCCGAUUCCCGGUGUAAAUGGACCGGAUUCGGAUCACCUGCUAUACGAGCUCAAGUUUAGGGCGGAGAACGAUGCAGAGCUAACUACACAGCAAAAAGUAUUGAAAUUCGAGCAAGAGUUUCCAGGACUGUAUGCUGCAGUUGAGAAUAUUGCAAUCCAGGGUACGCAAGUAUUUGUGAAGGUUGCUGCUAAAGAUGCUGUUCCGAUUAUCAUAUUUAACUCAAUGGGGUCAGUUCGCAAAGUAAUAUGGGACUUGAUCUGACCUGAUGCACUGACAUCGUUGUAGGAAGAGAGUGACUUUACUCACACGUUCGAAGCUGAGGUAUUUGGAAGCCCACUAGCCGCAGCUAUGAACUAACAAGAAAUAGAUACGUUGGGAGGCUCUUCCGAGCUUUGCACGACAACUCUGUUCUACUUUACGAUUGCACAUCCUUUGGUACGGAGGGAAGGGAGAACAGUCCAACAGAGCAUAUUGCAUCUGACGAUAAUGUUCACGAAUCCAUUGUAAUCCGAGUGGGCGACAUAGAAGAAGUAACGCCUGAAGAGGAAUCGACAGAAGA